AAAAGUAAACAUCGAGCAGCUAAAAUACAUGAACGCCGAUGACAUUAAGGAGGCAGUGCCUUCAUUAGGUCUGCGCAUAGAGUUUAGACAAAAACUCUUCAGAUGGAAGGAGUCUGAGGGUGGAGAUGAAGACCAAAUUUCGCCACUGCCCUCCAUUGUCAAACCGGACGUCAAGGCUCCCCUAAAGUUCAUUUUGAAUAAAAGCUUGCACUCCUUACUUAAUGAGUCUCGAAAGGGCAUGAAGAUUUUGGAACAUGAAGAAACUCAUCAUUAUCUUCCCCAAAUGCUUCGGGACGAACUUAUUUCUAUUAUAAUAGAAGAGGCCAUGCUCGAAAAUAUUACGAUUAGCGUUCCAGAUUUCCAAACCUUGCUAGAGGAAAUAUGUUUUGUUCUCCCAAGCCAGAUAAACGUUAAGGUAAAAACAUAAUGCUAUAAAUAAUUUGAUUUGCUUAUUAUGUUGCCACACAAAACCCACAUGUACAUAUAUAUAAGAUUAUAAGUUGUUUUAGUUAUAAGAAGAAUAUUUUUGUACUAUGUAAUGAAGUAGAUUUAAUUCGAUUUGACAAACAUUUUCAUUCUUAUGAAAUCGGUUAUCCAUCCGACACAUUUUGCAUUUUAAACAUGAAUGAAAUAAUUACUCUUCCUUUGCACUUAUAUACAA
Molecule: messenger RNA, 661 nt
Organism: Drosophila subpulchrella
Lineage: Eukaryota; Metazoa; Arthropoda; Insecta; Diptera; Drosophilidae
Exons: 3
Coding region: 29-427 (132 amino acids)
Source: RefSeq, a predicted model, not a curated record